UGCUUUAAGAUAGCUUCUCGCACUCAACUAGAAUUUAAUGCUAAGUUUUGAUGUUUAUAUAUGCUAGCGGCGCACUCAGAGCUGCGGCACGUUUUAAUCCUUUCACCUGCAUGACGUUGACCUUGGUGCAGUGAUACUUUCUUUCUUGUGAGUCACCGGCUCUAUUGGCGACGAAACAAGGACGAGGUCAGCGAGGGUGUCUUGUGUUUGAAUGAAUGAGGUUUCCUUGGAGCUCGCAUUGAUUCGCAGCGCAUAGCCUGACACCCACUGCGCGAUUUGUUGCGAUCUGUUAGGUCACUUUUCUCGUCACACUGUCGCGAAGCAACCAAUUCUCACGAGUCUUCAUAGACGUCGUCGCGGUACGUGAACGUUGUAUAUGGGCGUGUUGCAGAGCUUUCGCACGCUUCGGAGAAGCCCUAACGCGCAGCGUUAGUUGCUGCAUUUGGCAGCUGCGGUGGAGGAAUAUAUGUCAAUGCUGGAAUGUUUGAGUCAUGAACCAGGCUUUCCUUCAUCAGGUGCGGUGUUUAUUGUGCAUGCGUGGACCAUUGCGCAAUCACGCGGUCAGGACACGUCGCAGUCGAUCCAGACGAGGCCGCCAAGACGACGAGUAGGGAAGGGAAACGCUCGUUUAUGCUAAACUGAUCGGGCCGAUUGAAAGUGUUGGCAGGCGCGCAAGCUGUGGCUUCUACGCGUCUUGUCGUCGGCGUGACGCAUGUAGCUCGUUCGAGUGUCUCGGCCUCCUACUAUUGGUUGUUGCCUUAACGCUUGAGGAAGCCUCUCCAAACAAGCAUGUCUGGAUCCCAAAGGAAAAGAACGCGUGUGGACACUGCUGUCUCGCUAGAUGGACCUGCCACAAAACGCAUGACACUCUGCUCACCAGCUCCGUUCAGCGAUGAGCCUGUGGCUAUGGCGGAGCGAGAGAGGUGUGACUACACUGUCAAGAUUACAAAGGAAAUGGCAGCAUCAGGGCAGGCACCUCGGCCAAUUAGGGUGUAUGCCGACGGCAUCUACGAUUUGUUCCACCAAGGCCAUGCAAGGCAGCUAAUGCAAGCGAAAUCUGCCUUCCCAAAUGUCUAUCUCAUUGUUGGGGUGAACAGUGAUCAUCUCACGCAUACGAUGAAAGGAAGGACAGUGAUGAAUGACGCUGAGCGGUAUGAAGCUGUCCGCCACUGUCGAUAUGUCGACGAGGUUCUGAGGGACGCACCCUGGGUGAUAGACGACGCUUUUCUUCAGAAGAACAAGAUUGACUUUGUGGCACAUGAUGAGAUUCCCUACUGUAUGGGCAAUGAAGAGGAUGUGUACAAGUUUAUCAAAGAGAAAGGCAUGUUUCUUGCCACACAAAGGACAGAUGGAAUCUCUACAUCAGAUUUAGUUGCAAGGAUUGUCAAAGACUACGAUGUGUAUGUCAGACGAAACCUCGCCAGGGGUUACUCCGCUAGAGACAUGAAUGUCUCGUUUUUAAAUGAGAAGAAGUUCCUGCUUCAGAACAAGAUGGAUGAGUUAAAAGAUAAGAGCAAACAGUUGGUGGAGAACUUUGAAGGAAAAAGGCAUGAAUUCAUCCAGAAGUGGGAAGAGAAGUCAAGGGAGUUCAUCUUUAACUUCCUGGAGCUCUUUGGCAGGGAAGGAAGGCUGGAAACCGACCAAAGCGGCCCUCCCUUGUUGGACUUGGAUGCUGAAGGUUUUGCUCCAGGCGCGUCCCUGCAUUAUAUGGAAAUAUGCAAUCUGUUCCGACCACCGGCCAGAAUGAGAACUCGGCGGCCAAUGUCUUCUCGAGACUCCUCACCGUACAAACCGAGUUCUCCAGCUUACUGCCCGACGCCGCCGCGUUCCCUGACUCCACCUCCGCUUCCACUGGAACUGCCUGCCGACAAGCACGUUGAGAUUGCGAGCUCUGGUGGUGUUCCUCCCAAAGCCAAGAGCGACAUGAACAUCUUCUCCAAGCACAAAGCCCCGGAAGGUGCCAUCAGAGCAGGGAGCAAGUCCUCCGAAAACAUGCAGGCUUCCAAGUCGCCCGAAUCACCCUUUCCAGCCAGGGUGGUUGGCCAGUUGCCAAAGGAUGCUGCCUUAUUGAAAGAGGACAGUGAUGUCAACUGCCAAAAUCAUGACAAAAAAGGACUAGUGCCACAUUCUAUAGAAAAUGCUGCUUCCUGUGAUAGUGCUUCCAAGGUACCAUUGGAGACCGAACCCAAGUGUCUUUCACAAAGCAUUUCGGAUGAAGGCAUCGGUGUGACCACUGCUCCCGCUAGAAGAGAUACUCAAGAUGUCUCUCCUUGUAUGCCGUUCCAUGCUGUGCACUCGGGUCCUGCUGAGGUUCAGUUGAAGAAGGAUGAUUUCUUGCCACCAAGUCAGAGCGUGGGUACAGAAAAAACCAUCAGUGCUGGCAGCUUGGAACCAGUAUCGCAUAGUCUGCAACAGGGCACUACAGAUUUCUAUGUUUCUUACUCCAAUCCUGUGGAAGGUGGUGCUGAAGAGGAUGCAGUAAAUACAAUCAAGCCAGAGUCUGGCUACGUAGGGCCGAAUACAGCUGAAACAAGUGCUGUGGAACAGGAACCAAAGGUUUUGGCGGAAGUGCGCGAGCCUUCGGCAAAUGGUGCUGCAGCUUUGUUAGACAGUGCAACUGCAGUUCAACAUCUGGAGGCUUCCAAGGUUGACAGUACUGAACAGGUUUCCACAGGCCCAAAGCAGGCCACUACUGAUUUUUAUGUCUCGUACUCCAAUCCUGUGGAAGGUGGUGCUGAAGAGGAUGCACUAAGUGCAAUGAAGCCCGAGUCUGGCUACGUAGGGCCGAAUACAGCUGAACCAAGUGCUGUGGAACAGGAACCAAAGGUUUUGGCGGAAGUGCGCGAGCCUUCGGCAAAUGGUGCUGCAGCUUUGUUAGACAGUGCAACUGCAAUUCAACAGCUGGAGGCUUCCAAGGUUGACAGUACUGAACGGGUUUCAACAGGCCCAAAGCAGGGCACUACUGAUUUUUACAUCUCAUACUCCAAUCCUGUAGAAGCGGAAGCUGACAACAUCCCCGUUCAAGCUGCAGUGCCCGGUAAUGCUGGAGCCACUGUAACGGAAUCGGAUAUUGUGAAGCAAGAACCUGGCUCCCUGGUUGAGUGGCAUGGCGAAACCUCAGGGAAGCAGACAGCUACCAAAUCUGAGAGUGGUGGAACAGAAAGGGGGCAAGCUCCCUCUACUCCAGUGCCUGAUCAAAGCAAGGACAAGAAUUGAAACAACUGUUGAUGCACUUGUGCAAUACAGGCUCUGUUUGAGGACCAACUUGGCGAUGAUGACCGUGAUAAUGUGGCCAUUAAGAUGUGAUAGGGCAUGCUGAAGAAUAUGCUGCACCACCUCGGUGAAUUGAAAUGGCCCACUGAGUAUGACAGAAUGCGGAAAGACUAUAUUCCUAAGAGGCAAAGUGUGAUUUUUGAGUUGUGUGUUUAGUGCCUUGAACCAUUGCAGUUAAAUUCCUACAAAAUAUCUAGUCAGGGAGGGUAUUUAUUCAUGUUGCUUACAGCAGCAUUACAGGGUAUUCCAUUGUAUGUGCCCCCUUCACAUAACUGUGCCACAAUGUUCCACAUUAAGCUUAUAGUACCUAAUGCCUGUAGCACAGUUGAAGGAAUGGUGUUAUACCGUGUCUGUGUAUGCAUUUUAUAUCGCCCGAAAUUUUUGUGUGUUCAAUGGUCGGUAUCUAGAGCAUG
Molecule: messenger RNA, 3686 nt
Organism: Dermacentor silvarum
Lineage: Eukaryota; Metazoa; Arthropoda; Arachnida; Ixodida; Ixodidae
Exons: 8
Coding region: 790-3216 (808 amino acids)
Biological process (GO): CDP-choline pathway
Molecular function (GO): phosphatidylcholine binding; choline-phosphate cytidylyltransferase activity
Source: RefSeq, a predicted model, not a curated record